Messenger RNA from Caenorhabditis auriculariae, 2382 nucleotides. The record is from the annotation of a GenBank genome assembly. NCBI's taxonomy places the organism in Eukaryota, Metazoa, Nematoda, Chromadorea, Rhabditida, Rhabditidae.
AUGGAAGAGGAUGGCUUCAAAUUGGUGGCCACGAAAAGGGCCAGAAAAGCCAAGGUUUUUUUGAAAUUCUUUUCAGAUCUUUCAUUAAAAAACCGGGUCUUUCAGAAAAAAAAAAUGCAGGGAACGUUUGAAUUUACAGUAGUUCAUUAACCACCGCCUCAUUAAAAAACUGCCAAACUUCCAAAAAGGCUUUUGAAACGAUUAGGGAAACAUUGUGCAAAAACUGGAGAUUCAGAGAAAAAUUUAGUUUUUCGCGAGUUGGGAGUGAUGAAUAGAGUAUCAGCUGCUUCACGGCUCGCUUGAGGACGCUAAGGGGCGUGGCCUGUCUGCGCUCUCCACGAGCCAGGCGCUAUCUCGUGCAUUAUCGUGUCAGGACCCUUUUUUUCGAUGACUCAAGCCAGCCGUGAAUCAGAUAUACAAAAAAAUUUUUUUGAUAUCAACGAUGUUUUCUCUAUGAAAGGCCUGAGAAAAUGGGCUUUAACCUUCUCGGAAACAUUUCUUAAUAAAAAUUUUUCCCCUCCAGAAACUUUUGAAAAUCUUCAGACGAUCAACGGAAAUUCAAAGCAGCCAAUAAUCUUGCAAGGAACUCUGGAAGACGUUGAAAAGGCGAUGAAAAGAACGAAAGAAGCUUGGGAAAAAUGUCAGUUUAGGUAAAUGGAUAAUUUAUUAUAAGAUUUGUUUCGAAGUUGUACAUCGUUAAUGCCGUGUUCAAUUUGAUUCCGCGAAAUGCAAAAUGAUCUCUGACUCUCCAAAAUUUAGUGAUCUUUUCCCUUUCUCUAACGGGUAUUUUGCAUUUCGCGGAAUCAAAGUUGAACACGACAUAAAAACGUGAUUCCUUGUAACAUUGGUUCUGAUUUUCAGCAAAAGAUUCCUGGAAAUCAUUUCCCAUAACGUCUUAUUAGACGGGAAACUCAAGCUAACGGCGGUUUAUGCCAUCGGAAAUGGAAAUUUCGACAAUUUCUACCGGGCCGGAUCUCAUCAACUGACCGCCUGUGUUGCUGUUGCCGAGAAAUUCAGGGAGUUCCGCUCAUUUUCCAGGUUUUAUCUUCAAUAUUCAUAUUUUUGAAGGUCUCGUUAUAAAUAAUAAUCUUUUUUUAAUGAUGAGUUUGAACUGAAUACGUGGAAUAGAAGACCUCAUAGCCGAAUCACGGCUAACUUGGAACGCCGAGAGGCGUGGCGUGUCUGCGCUCUCCACUAACCAGGCACUAUCUCUUUUAUUAUCGUGUCAGGACCCUUUUUUUGAUGUCUCAAGCCAGCCGUUUAAAAUUGUCUUUUUUUCGUGUAAAAUGAUUAUAGUUCAUUCCGCGGCAGCUUGUCGCGGUUUUUUUUUCUCUCCGAGCGACAGAACUCUUCCCUCAAAUUGGCUCUCUGCAUGCGCCUUUAAUUUAGCCGAGAAUUUUCAUUUUAUUAAAGGCGCAUGCGCAGAAACAGACCACGCGCAUCGAACGGAAGAGUUCUGUAGCUCUUACGAUUCUCUUACGACAAAUUAAUCCAUUUUCGGAAAAAAUUGGGGGGUUCUUUUUUUCGAAACACAACAUGAUCACUAAUUUAAAAAGCUUAGGAUCCAAGUGCCCAAAAAUUCAAAAAAAUAUCAAAAGUUUUCUUUUCUAAAAAAAGGACAUAAUAAAUCGAAAAUUUUGAAUUCGCGCUUGAAAGCUGCCAUCGUUGUAGGUACCAGUAUAUUGAAAAUUCCCGAAAUACGAAUUUCAAACAAAAGAAGCGUCAAUUUUGAAAUCGGUGAAGUGACUUUGAAUACGACGUUAUUUUCUUUCAGUUAUUUUCGGAAAAAAAAAGAACUCUUUAAGAGGCCCCUGUACAGCUUUUCCAGUAAUAUAUUGCACCAACGCUGCUAAUUCCAAAAUCAAGGACCCAACACUGACGGAACCUGAGAGGGAAUGGCUCACCGCACGAGGUUACGGUAUCCGCGACCGACUCGACACUGAAAUCGACUUUUCAACGUUGAAUCCUGGAGAAAUCGCUCUGGUUGUGAUGAUUCAUGGUGGGUCAGAAAUGGGAAUUUGGAGUUUCGAAGCAUUUUUGUGCAACUUUGUGAGUCAUUUUGAUAGAAUUUUUCUUAAGUUUUAGGGAUCAUUUCAGGAAAACCUCCCUCCUUCGGACGUGGGGGAUCGGAUGCGGAGCUAUUCUGGAAUUUCCCCGAAGUUCAUCCUUUUUCAUCUAUAAGGGAAAUGUUAGUAGGGUUUUCCAGAGAGACCGAAAAUAUUCAGAAAUUCAGGGUUAAAGUAAAUAUUUUUCUGAGUUCUCGUAAAAAAAUUUAUUCGAAUUUCAGCUCCCCACGAGAUCCGAGCCGAAUUGUUGAGUUUCAACUGGAGCAGAGAAGCUCUGUCGAAAAAUCGCUCUUGUCGGGAAUUUCUACUCGGAUGA